Oikopleura dioica is the source of this 789-nucleotide messenger RNA. The record is from the annotation of a GenBank genome assembly. NCBI's taxonomy places the organism in Eukaryota, Metazoa, Chordata, Appendicularia, Copelata, Oikopleuridae.
AUGUUUUCAGAUGACAAGGCACAGCAAGAACAAUACAGCAGGUGCAUUCUACAGUUAUGCGGAGCGGCAGAAGGAUUCGAAGGACUCAGGCUUUCCAAGGAUUCAGUCGGCGAGUUUGACGUGUGCAAUCUCAGCCUCCAAAUUUGCAAGGAUCCAGUUGUUACUCCAGAGGGAGUUAUCUACGAUCGAGAAGCCAUACUUACUUACAUGCUUGACCAAAAGACCAAAAUCGCCCAAACAAAAAAGAGAAAGUUAAAAGAGGCCGCAGCAGAAGAAGCCGAAGAAGAGCUCCCCAAAAAAGUCUUCAAAGGCGAAUCUACAAGAGAUGUUGCAACCGAUCGUUUCGGAUCCGGCACAGCGAGUUUCUGGGAUGCAAGCAAAGCGCCAACAACGAAGAAAGAAAGCGCAUUCAAGGAAAAGGACGUCGACAAAGUGCGCGAUCCAGUGACUGGCUCGAUCUUGAAACUCAAGAAACUUGUGAAAAUUAAAUUCACUCCAGUUGAUCCAACCAUGAGCGAAACAAAGCGACAGGCUAGCAAGUCAAGAUGGAAGUGCCCAGUUACAGGCGAUAUUCUGUCGAACAAGAUUGCCUGUGUUGUUAUCAAGCCAACUGGAGAUGUCGUAACUUCAAAGGCAGCUGAUGUGAUGAAGAAAGAUAUGAUCUUUCCGAUCGGAGACGUAGCGUUGAAGAGCACAGAUUUCAUCCCUCUGCGGCGUGGAGGCACUGGAUUCGCCUCUGCUAACGAAGGGCUCGCUGCAAAGAUGUACAGACCUGUCAUGCAAGCAUAG